UGCAGGUGUAUGCAUUUGUUGCUCCUAAAAUUAUUGGUGGAAAGAAUGCACCCUCUCCAGUUGGUGAACUUGGGAUGGUUGAGAUGACACAAGCUUUGGAAUUAAUUGAUGUUUGCUAUGAGCAGGUUGUGUUGUUUCUUACCUAUGACACGUGAACUGCAGAUUGGACCGGACAUGCUUAUAAGUGGAUUUCUUCAUCCCGUUCCAGACCUAACACCUGUUAUUCCAUCAGUGGAGGAAACUUCUGCAAUUGAUCCUUCAGUUACCGCUUAUGAAUCAAGCAUCAUAUUCUUUUACAAGACAUGGGAUCCUUAUGGAGCCUUUUCAAACUUCUCCCCUCAUGCAAUUCAAAUGCCCUGUGAAAGUGGCAAUUAUCUAACCUGGCCGAGUGUGGAGCAUUAUUAUCAGGCUCACAAGUUUGUGGGGGUGAAUGAUCCUGUAGCCAGGAAUUGUGUGGAAGACAUAAGAUCUGCUAAGAGUCCUGAGGAAGCAGCACGAAUGGGAAGGACAAUGCAGAGGCAGCACCCUGAUCUGGUAAGAUCUGAUUGGGAAUCUGUCAAGAUCGAUGUUAUGUACAAGGCCUUGAAAUGUAAAUUUUCCAUCUACCCUCAUUUAAACUCUAUGCUGCUCUCGACAGCAGGGUCUGUUCUUGUUGAAGCGUCGCCGCAUGAUCUCUUUUGGGGAGGAGGUCGAGAGGGUGAAGGCCUAAACUAUCUAGGCAGGUUGCUGAUGCAGUUGAGAUCGGAGUUUCUUGGUGAAUCUUCUUCAUCAUCAAAUAAGAUCUCUAUAACUCAUCAAGAAAGAGAGAAUGAAUUGAAAAAAGCAUGAUGGUUCUGUUUAAAUACUUCUUUGUAACAUUAUUAUUAAUCAAAUUUUCUUGUACGCCUCUUUGUAAAAUUAUUAUUCUGCAAAUAAUAAGUGUAAGCUUGUGAUAA
Molecule: messenger RNA, 935 nt
Organism: Camellia sinensis
Lineage: Eukaryota; Viridiplantae; Streptophyta; Magnoliopsida; Ericales; Theaceae
Source: RefSeq, a predicted model, not a curated record